This is a messenger RNA of Trichobilharzia regenti, 1030 nucleotides long. NCBI's taxonomy places the organism in Eukaryota, Metazoa, Platyhelminthes, Trematoda, Strigeidida, Schistosomatidae. The record is from the annotation of a GenBank genome assembly.
AUGGCGACAUCACUUGGUCCGAGAUACUUAACGUAUCGUUGGCAAGCGAUAUGCUUUCUGGCCUUACAAGAAGCUGCUGAAGCAUUCCUCGUGAGCUUAUUUGAGUCGGCUCAACGAUGUGCAAUUCACGCUAGACGUGUUACAGUGAUGGCUAAAGAUGUCCAACUAGUGACAGAUUUACAAAACAUCCCAACUGCGUCAAGUUAUCAACAAUUUCCAUUGACGACGAUGACGACUAAUCGACCCAUGUUGACAGCACCACCGUGUCCAUCGAAUAGGAAGAAUCGGAAUAAUAAUAACAAUGAUGAUGACGAUGAUAAUGGUAAUAAUGUGAGAUGAUGACUGUCUUCCUAGUUGAUUUUAGUGAUUCCAGAAUCACUACUGUUGUUUUAUCUCCGAUCCCCAUUCCGGUUCACUUCUCUUCUUGUUCCAGUGUACAUCAACAAUCCUCGCCCACAUUCACUCUUUGUGAUAGAUAAUAUAUCUAGUCAACUUCUAUUGUUUUUCGAUUUGACUACUGUUGUUUUUGCCCCACAUACAUUUCUGUUUGUUACCUGUCUCUUUUUCUCUCACUUCCUGUGUGUGGUACAUUGACAUGGCGAGUGGAAACUGGAACUGGUGCACAUCUGUGCAAAGUUCUAGGUUGAAACUAGUCAGUCAAUCCUCCUGCCCCCACACAACUGCUACCUUCCUUGCCUGACCCUCUGUUCUAUUUGAUCUUUGCCUAAUUCCCAAAAACUUUGAUAUGUUUUGUAGAUACAGUGUGUUCUCCUUGUUAUUUGUUAUGUUAGGUUAUAUUUUUGUGAAUGCUCCAUUACUACUUUUAUAUUCAAUGGGAUGUAUUUUUGUGUUUUCGCGAUGACCUACCUUAUUUGUACAUAGUGACUUUAAAUGGCGUAUGGCUUUACAACAGUCUGAGUCUGUCUGUCUGUCUCCCUGUCGGUGAACAGACUUUUUUGUAGAUAAUUACUACUGGUGUUGUAUCAUGGAAUGUUUUCUAUUGUGAUUGAAAACAAUUGUGUCUCGAAUG